UUUUUUUUUUUUUUGGCCCCGAUAAUUUAUUGCUUAAGUUAUUAGAAUCAUUCGUUUAAAUUUAAUAAAUAUUAAUGACGUAUUUGACAAAUAUUGAAAUAUGUAAUGCGGACAAUACAUAGACCUAUAUUAGUACAAUAUGGCUCGAUGUGAAAUGUCAUUGAAUGAAUACAAAAAAAAGAACAAGAUUUAAGUACACUAGGUUAUUUAAACAAUGGUUUAAAUUUUAAAUUUUUUAAUCUCUUAAUCCAUAUUUAAACGUUCAAUAAGUUGUUCAAGGAAUGUAACCUUUUUUUAAAUAGUAAAGAAUUGCAUUUAUUUUUGUAUAAAAAAAAAAUCAGUUGCCAAAAUCAUUAAUUAUAAACUUUGUAGGUAUAGAUCUACCGUAAAUCCCUACGUACCAAUAUAUUUUUCUUCAUUGUCUAAUAAAAUGCUUACGAUAUCUUUUUUCAUAGAUCUUAAUGCUUAAUUUCAAUAAUAGUAAAUUGCGACAUACUUGACGUAUCUUUUCAGAAUUUCUCAAGAGGAAAACAAUUGGCACAUCUACAGGAGACGACUUUUAAGGAUAAGUCUAUUAAACAAUGAUACCCGAUUGUUUUUCUUUGUUAAUUGUUUUUUGGUGUACCAUAAACUAGGUAUAGGUACUCUCUUUCUCUCUCUCUAUCUCUGUCUCUACAAACGUAUUAAUUAAUCAACAAAUAGCGUCGCACACAUCUUUGACUGUUCGUGAACACGUGACGCUUCCAAUUAAGAAGACAAACUAAAUUAUUAUCUCGAUUAAUGAGGACGAACAUUUGUCAGGAGCGCUCAAGAACCGAAAGUCGGGUUCGAAGCAAGCGCAUCCGCCGCGUCCCAGACCCGCCCACAUAUCUCUCAUUGGUUUAAGACUAAUUAUAUUUUCGGUACGAAAUCAUCGGGAGCUAUUUGCAUCGUUUAACGCGUCACGAAUGAUUCCCGACCUUAUUACACAUAGUUUGAGGGUGCGUUUUGGGUUAAACGUUAAACAAAAUGAAUUUUAGUUCGUCUAUACGCCCAUUCGUUUGCGCUUUUCAUCUUCAUUGCGUUCGUUCAGAACGCGCCUGACAGUCCUGUUGUGUGGUGAUACGCGAUUUUCAAUCUUACAGCAAGCAAUCCGUGGUGCGCGUAAGGAAACUCAGUUUAUCGUGUGCAACAGUGUUACAAUGAUGUCCGCUGUCUCGUGAAAGCAACGAAAGAUCAGCUUCAUCAAAAGAAUACGAGAAAAAGUGCAAUUUUAUUGGUUAGGUUCGUUCAGUUUUCGCGCCAAAAAUGAAUCUCGAAAUUAGUACGAACGAAGAAAACGACGAUGGGAAAUUCGAUAAAACCGACAAUAACAGGCUACCAUUCUCAAUUGACAGUCUUCUAGCUAAUAAGUUUCAAGGGAAUGCGAACCGUGAAGGCUCUUACGAAAGUGUAGAGAAUGCGCAAAAUAAAGAUGGCGGACACAUUUUUAAAGUUAAUAUAGACUCUUUUGAUGUUGAUAAUGAUGAUGACGACCGCAGCGACGGUAGCGAAGAGCACGUGGACGUCGAAAGCUCGACGGCUGACGAAGCCCACGAAUAUGUGGAUGCUAGAAGCGAUUUCCAACAAACAGGCUCUUGUUCGUCACGCGGCAAACGCGCACGUACUGCUUUCAGCGCGCAACAGAUCAAAAGCUUAGAGGCGGAGUUUGAGAAAAACAGAUAUUUAUCUGUGGCGGCCAGAGGACGGCUCGCCAGGCAAUUGAGGCUGACGGAAACACAGAUCAAAAUAUGGUUCCAGAACCGGAGAACGAAAUGGAAACGAAAGUACACGAAUGAUAUCGAACUUCUUGCUCAGCAAUACUACACCAGUUUGGGAAUCGUCUCGCCCAGACCUAUGUUCGUUGGGGAUCGACUUUGGGUUUUCAAUUACCCCAACAGAAUACCGCCUACACAACAGCAAUGGAUGAAACCGGUAAAUAACACAACAAGCCCUUUAGACCGUUCGCUAUUUCGAAGUUUAUCCAAACCUGAAAUCCCGCAAUUUUGCGUCCCAGCGAGUGUGUAUCCGAGCGAGCACGUGUUCCCGAACGUCGAUCGGAGUUUUUUGACAGGAAAUGUCAAAAUUCCCGCGCAAAUUCGAUUGCCACGCGAAAUCUACAAUAAUAUGGCGACGGCGCAAAGGAACAUGGAAGCGUUCAAAAAUAACAUCCUCAGCCACAGCACGCCACCGCCAGAGUCCAGUGUAGAUCAUCUAAGAAGACUCGAAGAGAAUUUUAGUAUUUAAGUUUGUAAUAUAUAGUUUUUGUAACGUCUGUUGUGUAAAUAAAAUAGAAUUUUGAGAA
Molecule: messenger RNA, 2323 nt
Organism: Bombyx mori (domestic silkworm)
Lineage: Eukaryota; Metazoa; Arthropoda; Insecta; Lepidoptera; Bombycidae
Gene: lms
Product: homeobox protein MSH-A
Exons: 3
Coding region: 1288-2265 (325 amino acids)
Biological process (GO): regulation of transcription by RNA polymerase II; central nervous system development; neuron differentiation
Cellular component (GO): nucleus
Molecular function (GO): RNA polymerase II cis-regulatory region sequence-specific DNA binding; DNA-binding transcription factor activity, RNA polymerase II-specific
Source: RefSeq, a predicted model, not a curated record